UUUGAGUAUCAAAGACAAAAUCCUCAUUUUAUCACAAUGAAAAUAGCCACAAAAAAAGUGUUAGUUUCAGCACAACCAUAUGAUCCGGGCACGAAUACAAUUACCCGUGUAAUCAAUCCAGGAGAUAAAGUUGAUAUUCCAUGUUCAGUAGUAACGCCCGGUGGUUCAGUUAGAUGGGCAUUAAAUAAUAAACCAAUACCAUUGGAUUCAAAUCAACGUCGUCAUUGGAAUAUAUCGAAUGAUGGUAAAGCAACAUUAACUAUAAAUCGUGUUACAAAAAUGGACGCUGGUCUAUGGGAAUGUUGGAAACUUGAUGGUGAUUUUAAUAUUCGACAAAAAGUUCCAAUUAUGCGAAUAGUAUUGAAUAAUGUACCUGAAGAACCAUAUCUUGAAUUUGAAGGACGUCUUUUAUCACCACAUAGUACAAUAUCUGUACGUGCCAAUAAUUUAAUCAAAAUUAAUUGUGUCAUCAAAGGAAUGACAUCAAUGAUCAAAUCAGUACAAUGGUUUGUUGGGCAAAAUAAUUUUACACAUCAAAGUCGUUUAUUGAUGGAAUAUUCAGCCGAAGAAGAUGUAUCAUUAACAAUAUCUGUAUUAACAUUAAAUGUUAGUGCGAAAUUUCAUCAUGAACCAUUAAUUUGUCAAAUAUCACAUUUAAGUUGGCCAAAUAUAGCCAAUGUUACGGCUAGAUUAAAUGUUUUAUACCCUCCAGAAUUUUCUAUUGUUCGUGAACCAGGAUUUGGUUUUCCAAUAAUCGAAGGAAUGGAUCUAAUAUUACGUUGUGAAAUUGAUGCCAAUCCAAUGAGUCCAGUUAGAUGGGAACGUGAUUCUGAUCCAAAAAUUUCCAAUGAUUCAUUAGCACCUAUUGAUACAAGUCCAGAUGGAACAUUGAUUAUAAGACCAAUAACAUUAAAAGAUAUUGGUUGGUAUCGUUGUGUAACUGAAAAUGAAUUAGGUUUUUUCGCUUCGGUUGGAUUUUUUAUUAAUGUUCGUGAAGCAUCGGAUGAAAUGACUGCAUUAGUUGAUCAAUUACGUUCACAAAAUCCACAUCUUCCAUCCAUACCAGAAUCAUCGGAUGAUUUUCAUCAUAGAUCAUCAUCAUCAUCAUCAUCAUCAAAUGAUUUUCGUAAAAUACAUGAUCAUUCAAAUCGAGAAUCACAUUUUCAAGCUUCUCGAUCAAAUGGACCAGAUUUUAAUAAUGGUUAUAAUAAUCAUCAGCCACAAAUUUCUUCUUCCUCAUCAUCAUCAAAUAAUGAAUGUUCACCAAAUAGUAAAUCAAUCAAUAAUGCCGAUGGCCGUCCAAUAAUUGAAUCAAUAAAUUCAACUGUAAUUGCAUUGAUUGGAUCACAGAUUACAUUGAUUGCACGUUUUUGUUGUAUUCCACGGCCGAAAAAAGUAUAUUGGAUACAUAGACAUUUAGCAAUGAUGCCAUCACGAAUUAUUGGCCGAUAUACAACACGUGAAUUGAUUAUGUCAUCAAAUUCAAUGAAUUGUUUUACAUCAAAUUUUAUAAUCGAUUCGGUUAAACCAGAAGAUGCUGGUGAUGUUAUGUUUAUGGUUUUAAAUCAAAAAGGUAUUGAUCAUGCAUUAAUAUCAUUAAAUGUUACAAUGGCUAGCUAUUCUAUUUCAUCAUCCUCAUCAUCAUCAUCGAAUGGAAUUACAACAACAUCGGCUGCAAUAUCGAUGAAAACAUCAAUAUCAAUGAUAUUAUUGAUUUCAAUGUUUAAUGUGAUAUUGAAUUAUCGGUUUUUGGGAAUGAAACAUAUUAUACAAAUAAACAACAACAGAUAGCAGAUGAAUUUUUGUUUGGUUUCUUUCAAUUUUUUUCACUUUCACUCUUAGUCACAAUCAAUUGAUACAUACAU
Molecule: messenger RNA, 1865 nt
Organism: Dermatophagoides pteronyssinus (European house dust mite)
Lineage: Eukaryota; Metazoa; Arthropoda; Arachnida; Sarcoptiformes; Pyroglyphidae
Biological process (GO): cell-cell adhesion
Cellular component (GO): cell-cell junction; plasma membrane
Molecular function (GO): cell adhesion molecule binding
Source: RefSeq, a predicted model, not a curated record